GGCGUCUCCAGCGAGAGGCGCGGGGCCGGACGCCGCGAACGUGAGGCCCCCGGGGAGGGCAGCCGGGGCGCCCAGGCACGCAGUCUCUGACCUAGGCUCCCCCGGACGCUCGCCGAAGCCUCGGAGUCCCCCAGCGCACUGAAGCAUGGCGGGGAAGACCCCCCUUGGGCCGGCCCGGACUCACGCACACCCGCUGCCUGUUAGGCCCUGCUGAACCCUCAGCCUGGAGCCCCCUGGACAGCGCCUGCCUUCCGAGGCUGUCCCGGCUCAGCUGUCCACAGCGAUGGUGGAGAACUGGACUCCACAGACUCACAACCUUCCCGUCAGACUCCAGGGGCCAGCAUCCUUCAUCCUGGGACUGGCGACCCUGAACAAUGGCUGAGGGCCGGGGGACCCCAUAAAGUAACUCCACAGCUUACGGGGGCCAGUAGCACUCCAUUCCCCUGGACUAUGACCACCUACCGGCCCAUCCCCAGUGAUGGUGUGGACCUGGCAGCCAGCUGUGGGGCCAGGGGGGCCGAUGUCCUCCCUGGGCCCCACACAGGGGACUAUGCCCCCAUCGGAUUCUGGGUCCAGAACGGUGGCUUGCCUCAGCCUGUUGGUGAGAGCGCGGCCGCGGCCACUACCCGCCCCAGUCCUACCACCCCUGCGGUGCCCAAGAUGGGCGUGCGUGCAAGAGUCGCCGACUGGCCACCCAAGAGGGAGGCCCUGAGAGAGCAGAACAACCCCAGCCCCUCACAGGACGUAGAUGGCCCGAAGGCCGCAAAAGCGGCCCAGGCCGUGAGGGGCACACAGAAUGGACAGCCCUCCGCCGCCACCCCGGCUUCCUCAGGGUCCAAAGCCUUCCACCGGCUGUCCAGGAGAAGGUCCAAAGAUGUGGAGUUCCAGGACGGCUGGCCCCGGUCCCCGGGCCGGGCCUUCCUUCCCCUGCGGCACCGCAGCAGCAGCGAGAUCACCCUCAGCGAGUGUGACGUGGAGGACGCGGGGGAGCCGCGGGGGGCCCGGCACGCAGGGGCGCUGCCCCUCUUCCGAGAGUACGGGAGCACGUCCUCCAUCGACGUGCAGGGCGUGCCGGAGCAGAGCUUCUUUGACAUUCUCAAUGAGUUCCGCAGCGAACAGCCUGAGGCCCGGGCCCCCCAGAACCUCCCUGAGCUCCUCCAGGCCGACCCCGGCCCCCAUCUCGCGGGGAGCGGCAGUGGCGCCAAGGGUGACCUCCGCAACGGGCAGUCCGCGAAGGACACCCUUCUGCCGCUGCAGCCCAUGAAGGAGAAGGACAAGGCCCGGAAGAAGCCCGUGCGGGGCCCGGGCGGCGGGGACACCGUGGACUCGUCCAUCUUCCGCAAGCUGAGGAGCAGCAAGCCAGAGGCCGAGGUGGGGCGCGCCCCGGCGGAGGCAGAGGAGGGCCGGAGCCCCCCGGAGGCCAGGCCCUGGGUCUGCCAGAAGAGCUUUGCCCACUUUGACGUGCAGAGCAUGCUGUUUGACCUCCACGAGGCGGCCGCCAACAGGGUGUCCACCGCCCAGCGGCGCAACACCACCACGGGCGCCUCGGCCGCCUCAGCCACGGCGUCCCUCACGGCCUCGCGCACCCACAGCCUCGGGGGCCUGGACCCCGCCUUCGCCAGCACAGAGGACUUGAACUGCAAGGAGAACCUGGAGCAGGACCUCGGGGACGACAACAGCAACGACCUGCUGCUCAGCUGCCCGCACUUCCGCAACGAGAUCGGUGGCGAGUGCGAGCGCAACGUGAGCUUCUCCCGGGCCUCCGCGGGCUCCCCGGGCGCAGGCGAGGGCCGCCUGCCCGAGCCCGCCCUCAGCGCCUACCGCACCAACGCCAGCAUCUCUGUGCUGGAGGUGCCCAAGGAGCAGCAGAGGACCCAGAGUCGCCCGCGGCAGUACAGCAUUGAGCACGUGGACCUGGGCGCCCGCUACUACCAGGACUACUUCGUGGGCAAAGAGCAUGCCAAUUAUUUUGGCGUGGAUGAGAAGCUGGGGCCAGUGGCCGUGAGCAUCAAGCGGGAGAAGCUGGAGGACCACAAGGACCACGGGCCUCAGUACCAGCACAGGAUCAUCUUCCGCACGCGCGAGCUCAUCACCCUGCGGGGCUCCAUCCUGGAGGACGCCACGCCCACGGCCACCAAGCACGGGACGGGGCGGGGGCUCCCCCUGAAGGAUGCCCUGGAGUAUGUCAUCCCCGAGCUCAACAUCCACUGCCUUCGGCUGGCUCUCAACACUCCCAAGGUGACGGAGCAGCUGCUGAAGCUCGACGAGCAAGGGCUCUGCCGGAAGCACAAGGUGGGCAUCCUCUACUGCAAGGCGGGCCAGAGCUCUGAGGAGGAGAUGUACAACAACGAGGGGGCGGGCCCCGCCUUCGAGGAGUUCCUGUCCCUCAUCGGGGAGAAGGUCUGCCUGAAGGGCUUCACCAAGUACGCGGCCCAGCUCGACGUCAAGACCGACUCCACGGGAACCCACUCCCUCUACACGACGUACCAGGACUACGAGAUCAUGUUCCACGUCUCCACCCUGCUCCCUUACACCCCCAACAACAGGCAGCAGCUACUGCGGAAGAGGCACAUAGGAAACGACAUCGUCACCAUCAUCUUCCAGGAGCCGGGGGCGCUGCCUUUCACCCCCAAGAACAUCCGCUCGCACUUCCAGCAUGUCUUCAUCAUCGUCCGAGCCCACAACCCCUGCACUGAGAAUGUCUGCUACAGCAUGGCUGUGACCCGAUCCAAAGAUGCGCCUCCCUUCGGCCCCCCCAUCCCCAGUGGAACCACUUUCCGCAAAUCUGACGUCUUCAGAGACUUCUUGCUGGCCAAGGUCAUCAACGCGGAGAACGCGGCACACAAGUCGGACAAGUUCCACACCAUGGCCACCAGGACCCGGCAGGAGUACCUCAAGGACCUGGCCGAGAACUGCGUCUCCAACACACCCAUCGACUCCACGGGCAAGUUCAACCUCAUCUCCCUGACCUCCAAGAAGAAGGAGAAGACCAAAGCCCGGGCAGGCGCUGAGCAGCACAGCGCGGGGGCCAUUGCCUGGAGGGUGGCGGCACAGGACUACACGCAGGGCGUGGAGACCGACUGCAUUCUGGGCAUCUCCAACGAGUUUGUGGUGCUGCUGGACCUGCGCACCAAGGAGGUGGUGUUCAACUGCUACUGCGGCGACGUCAUCGGCUGGACCCCGGACUCCUCGACGCUCAAGAUCUUCUAUGGGCGUGGGGACCACAUCUCCCUGCAGGCUGCUGAGGGCUCCGUGGAGGACAUAAGGGAAAUUGUGCAGAGACUGAAGGUAAUGACCAGUGGCUGGGAGACGGUGGACAUGACCCUGCGGCGGAACGGGCUGGGCCAGCUAGGCUUCCACGUCAAGUACGAUGGCACAGUGGCCGAGGUGGAGGACUACGGGUUUGCCUGGCAGGCCGGCCUCCGGCAGGGCAGCCGGCUGGUGGAGAUCUGCAAGGUGGCCGUGGUCACCCUGACGCACGACCAGAUGAUCGACCUGCUGCGCACCUCCGUCACAGUCAAGGUGGUCAUCAUCCCGCCCUUCGACGACGGCACGCCCCGGAGGGGCUGGCCGGAGACCUAUGACAUGAAUUCCUCGGAGGCCAAGACCGAGCCGGAGACCGUGACCCCCGGGGGCCGGCCCCCGUACCGCAGCAACGCUCCCUGGCAGUGGAGCGGACCUGCGUCCCACAACUCUCUACCAGCCUCCAAGUGGGCCGUUCCCUCCGCCCCCGGCCACGUCCAGUCCCUGAGCCGGCCCCCAAAGCAGGCCCCCAUGGUCCCUUUCCGGGAGUCCCAGCCCCUGCACAGCAAGAGGCCUGUCAGCUUCCCGGAAACCCCUUACACAGCGUCACCAGCAGGGGCCGACAAAGCCCCACCCUACCGGCAGCCUUCUGGGAGCUUCUCCACCCCGGGCUCAGCCACCUAUGCCAGAUACAAGCCAUCUCCAGAAAGGUAUGCGGCCGCCCCACACCCCCUGCUUUCCUUUGAUCCCCACUUUGGCCAUGAUGGAACAUCCAGUGGAGACUCCUCCUCAGGCGGCCUGACCAGCCAGGAGAGCACCAUGGAGCGCCAGAAGCCAGAGCCUCUGUGGCAUGUGCCGGCCCAGGCCCGGCUCUCGGCCAUGGCUGCGAGCAGCGGGAGCAAGCACGCCUCCAGGCAGGACGCAGCAGGCAAAGAUUCCCCCAACAGACAUUCCAGAGGAGAGCCCCAGUACUCCAGUCAUUCCAGCAGCAACACCCUCUCCAGCAACGCGUCCAGCAGCCACAGCGACGACCGCUGGUUUGAGCCGCUGGACCCACUGGAGCCCGAGCCAGACCCCCUCUCCAAGGGCGGCUCCAGCGACAGCGGCAUCGACACCGCCCUCUACACCUCCAGUCCCAGCUGCUUGUCUCUGGCCAAGACUCCUCGGCCCGCCAAGCCACACAAGCCCCCCGGAAGUAUGGGACUUUGUGGGGGUGGCCGAGAGGCCGCUGGGAGGCCCCACCACACGGACAGGCGGCGGGAAGUCUCACCCGCUCCGGCAGUGGCUGGCCAGAGCAAGGGCUACCGGCCGAAGCUGUACUCCUCAGGCUCCAGCACUCCAACCGGCCUGGCAGGGGGCAGCCGCGACCCACCAAGGCAGCCCAGUGACAUGAGCUCAAGGGCUGGCUACCCCGCUCAGGUUUACAAAACAGCCAGCUCAGAGACCCCUCGGCCCGCACAGCUGGCCCAGCCCAGCCCCUUCCAGCUGUCCACCUCCGUCCCCAAGUCCUUCUUCUCCAAGCAGCCCGUGCGCAAUAAGCACCCGGCAGGGUGGAAGAGAACGGAGGAGCCCCCGCCACGGCCACUCCCCUUCACUGACCCAAAGAAGCAAGUGGACACCAGCACGAAAAACGUCUUUGGGCAACCUCGUUUGAGAGCCUCCCUCCGGGACCUCCGCUCCCCACGGAAGAACUACAAGUCCACCAUCGAGGACGACCUGAAGAAACUCAUCAUCAUGGACAACCUGGCGCCCGAGCAGGAGAGAGAGGCAGGACAGUCGCCGCAGAAGAGCCUGCAGCGGACGCUGUCGGACGAGAGUCUCUGCAGCGGGCGCCGGGAGCCCAGCUUCGCCAGCCCUGCCAGCCUGGAGCCCGGCCUGCCCAGCGACGUGCUCUUCACCAGCACCUGCACCUUCCCCUCCAGCACGCUGCCUGCCCGCCGCCAGCACCAGCACCCCCACCCGCCUGGGGGGGGCCCCAACACCAUCCCCGCCACCGGCAACGGCUUCCCAGAGAAGAAAUCCACCAUCUCCGCCUCGGAACUCUCGCUGGCUGACGGGCGGGACCGGCCCCUGCGGCGCCUGGACCCCGGGAUGAUGCCCCUGCCCGACACAGCUGCCGGCCUCGAGUGGUCCAGCCUGGUGAACGCCGCCAAGGCCUACGAAGUGCAAAGAGCUGUCUCGCUCUUCUCUCUCAACGACCCGGCGCUGAGCCCAGACACCCCGCCUGCACACAGCCCUGUCCACAGCCGCCUGAGCCUGGAGAGGGGGCCCCCUACCCCCAGGACCACUCCCACCAUGAGCGAGGAGCCACCCCUGGAUCUGACAGGCAAGGUGUACCAGCUGGAAGUGAUGCUGAAGCAGCUGCACACGGACCUGCAGAAGGAGAAGCAGGACAAGGCCGUGCUGCAGUCGGAGGUGGCCAGCCUGCGGCAGAACAACCAGCGCCUGCAGGAGGAGUCGCAGGCCGCCAGUGAGCAGCUGCGCAAGUUCGCAGAGAUCUUCUGCAGGGAGAAGAAGGAGCUCUGAGGAGCAGAGGCCCCCGCGCCCCGGCCCCUCCACCCUGGCUCGCUGGGUCCUACUCUCCUCUGCCUGUGGCAGGUGUGACCAAGCUAAUCCAGCCAGGGCCCCACCGCCGCCACCCCCAUGAACACAGACACCCCCAGGGCGGGGGGCCAGAGGGAGGCCCCGGCAGUGAGCCCGGUCUGCUCCCGGGGCGCCGCCGCCUCUGGUCUUCCUCUGAGCUGCUCAUCUCUGCUCCUGGGGCCGGGCUGUGCCCACAGCCCUCUCGGGGGGCUGCCCUGCUGUCCUCAACGAGCCUCUUCCUAGGACCAAAAGCCAUCAGAAGCUGAGGAAGGGCCGGGGAGGGCAGGACCGAGUCUCCCACCCCCACAACUCCGGGAGUUCACAGACCAGGUUUCUUCACCACGUCAACAGCCUUUGGGUCGUGAGGCCACGCCCCUGCAUGGAAAGUCACUUCUCCCCCACACCCAGAGAGGUGAGGGCCUCGAGUGGGGCCUGAGCUCCAGGUCCCUGGUGCACGCUAGCUCCUACAAGCACGGACAUUAUCCCCUUCCCAUCCUGCCCCUCCAAGAAGCUACCAGGAGCACUUUGUUAGAGUUUCAGUUCUUUUCCUGGGGAUCCCAGGAUGGACAGAGGAAAUCCCAGCAUCCGGAGUCCACUUCUCUGAGGGGACACGACUUGCACACUCGAGACCAUUUUGCAGUCUUUUUCUGGCAGCCCCUCACACGAGGCCACGGUGCCUGGACCCCUCCGCCUCGGAGCAGCGGACCCUCCAGGCCGGGCGCCAGCCUGCACAGCCCCCUCCCCCGCCAGCUGCCCCCACUCGGCCUGGCCUCUUGGGGCGCAGGAGGGGCUCUGGCUCCAGGAGCCCUCUGUCAGGGCUGGAGAAACAGCCUUCACCUCUUCUGCUUUGUCUCUCUUUACAAGUCUCUCAGCCUAUCUUGCAGGCCCCAGGUGGCAGCGGCUGGGACACCCCCUGUGCUCCUGGGGGGCGCUUUGCCCUGCGAACACCCACAAGACGCUGGUUCUCUAAAGGCAAUAAGGGGCCGCUUGCCAGGCAGCCGAGCCGGUGUGGUACUACACUUUUUUUCCUUUAAAGACAAACAAAUAUAUAUAUAUAGACAUAUAUAUAUUUAUUUUUUCAUGUAGAGUUGUGCCAGAACAAGUCUGUAUGGCCACAGCCUGUGGAUUCCCUCAACCUCAAGCUGAGGAUCAAGGCCUGUCCCCCGUGGGCUGGGGCCCAGCGGGAGGAUGCGGAAGGAACAGUUCAGAGGGACCAAGUCAGGGUGGGCCCGGCCGGCCCCUGUGGGAGGCACCAGGCCAGGGAGCUGGCGCGGGCAGCCUGGCCCAGAGCCGCGCCCUCUGGCCAGGAGCCCAGUCCACGCAGCCCAGGCCUUGUCCAGAGACCCUAUUGCCUUCUCUCUGGGGCCAGAAACCUCAGGGAAGGGGACUCGGAACAGGACACGGCACUCUGGGAGGUGCCAGACUGGAAUGGCGGAGCGGGAGGAGCGGCCCGCCCUGGCCGCACUGUAGUCCCGUGAGAGGCGCCCUGAGCUCGCCUGGCACCUCAGUCCCUCACCCCAGCUGUGAGAUGGGGCAGUGGGGUGGGGCCUGCCCAGUCCUCAGCCCUGGCCAACUACUGUGAUGUCUCCACCCCUCUUCCUGGAUCCCCUUUCCAGAAGGUUCUCCAGGGCCAUCCCAGCCCCCUCUCCUCAGCCCCCAAAUCUGGAGCCUACCCUCCCUGGCCCUUUUUUAAGUUGUCUCAUAUCUGCACAUCAUUCGAAUCAUUUUGGGGACCUAAUCAUGUACAUUAACAAGUGUAAAUUAUGAUUUUUGGUUUUGUUUUCUGUUAUUUUUUUAAAGAUCUCUGCAAAACAAAUCCAGUUUAUUUAAUUUGAGAUUGGUAUUCUAUCUGAUGACUGAAGAUAGCUGCAGGGUAUUUUUUUUUUCAUAUGUUGAUUUCAUUUGGAUUUUUUAUUCUUUAUUGUCUUUUUUUUUUUUUUUUCUAUCCCUGUCUUGAGAUUUUCUGGCAUG
Condylura cristata (star-nosed mole) is the source of this 7797-nucleotide messenger RNA. It is a transcript of the gene SIPA1L3, whose product is annotated as signal-induced proliferation-associated 1 like 3. Gene Ontology annotation, cellular component: Golgi apparatus; cytoplasm; plasma membrane. Gene Ontology annotation, molecular function: protein binding; GTPase activator activity. The coding region runs from base 451 to 5769 and encodes 1772 amino acids. Gene Ontology annotation, biological process: regulation of small GTPase mediated signal transduction; epithelial cell morphogenesis; establishment of epithelial cell polarity. The transcript is spliced from 22 exons. Lineage: Eukaryota; Metazoa; Chordata; Mammalia; Eulipotyphla; Talpidae. The record is from RefSeq and is a predicted model, not a curated record.